AUGGAGGGGUGCAAAAGUAGGAUGUGUUCAUGGUGGAUGACUUCUUCUUCUAAAAUUCUUUUUGGGCUUAUGGUGCCAUUGAUUGUGGUUACUGGGCUGGUGGCUUUGAUGGGUUCAAGCUCUUCCAAUUGGCUGUUCAAGUCAAAUUACUAUCCUUGGGUGAGUAGUGCUCCUUUUGCUGGUAACUUGAAUUUAAGUGCUGCUUUGUCGACGCCCAAGGACGGCGGAGUGAGGUUGGAUUUGCGGUGGAGGGUGGUGGGUGGUGGAGAAAGAGAGGAUGCGCGUUCAGAUGACUACGGUCUCAACCGCUCCGCUUCGCCACCGCUUGCCGUUGAAACCAGAGAGCAUACACAAGAAGACAUUGUAGAAAAGAAGGAAGAGAUUCUUAUUAUCUCGAGAAAUAGAUCCCAUAUUUUACCAUCAUUCAAUGAAACUCAUGCUCUUCCAAUGAGUUCAAGAACAAAAGGAAAAUUCAGCAAUUUAGAAAUGCUUGAGGCCAAACUGCAACAAGCACGAGCUGCAAUUAGAGAAGCAAAAAAUGGGAACCAAAUGAAAGACUCAGACUACAUCCCAACAGGUCCAAUCUACUUGAAUUCGAACGCGUUUCACAGGAGUUAUUUGGAAAUGGAAAAGCAGCUCAAGGUGUUUGUGUAUGAAGAAGGAGAGCACCCUAUUUUUCACAAUGGUCCUUGCGGGAGCAUAUAUUCUGUGGAGGGAUAUUUCAUUCAUAACUUGGAGAUUUCAAAUUUUCGAACAAGGGAUCCUGACAAUGCGCAAAUUUACUUCCUUCCGAUUAGCGUGACAUCCAUAGUUCACUUUAUUUAUGACAAGAAUAUUAAACAUCGUUGGCGUCCAAUGAAGCAAACUGUCAAGGACUAUGUUGAUCUUAUUGCUGGGAAAUAUCAGUAUUGGAAUCGAAGUCUUGGGGUCGAUCACUUCAUGCUUUCUUGCCAUGAUUGGGGUCCUGAAAUUUCGAAAUCUGUUCCCGAGCUAUUCAAGAACUCAGUUAGGGCUUUAUGCAACGCAAAUACCUCGGAAGGGUUUGAACCCUCAAAAGACGUGUCAAUUCCCGAGAUCAAUUUACCCGGUGGUAGAAUGAAUGGUUUGAUUGGUGGUCCUUCUCCAUCAAGACGACCAUUUUUGGUUUUCUUUGCCGGAGGCCUUCAUGGUCCUAUUAGGCCAAUUCUUCUAGAGCAUUGGGAAAACAAGGAUGAAGAUGUCCAAAUCCAUAAGUACCUUCCAAAGAAUGUCUCUUACUCUGCAAUGAUGAGAAAGAGCAAGUAUUGCUUAUGUCCAAGUGGCUACGAAGUUGCAAGUCCAAGAAUGGUCGAGGCAUUAUAUACCGGUUGUGUUCCUGUACUCAUUAAAGAUCACUAUGUUCCACCAUUCAGCGAUGUUUUGAACUGGAAGUCCUUCGCCGUCAUAAUGCCAAAAGAGGAUAUUCCGAACAUGAAGAAAAUUCUAACAGCAAUUUCGACGAGACAAUACAUACGAAUGCAAAGAAGGGGAAAACAAGUGAGAAGACAUUUCGAGGUUAAUGUCCCUCCAAAGCGAUACGAUGUCUUUCACAUGAUACUUCAUUCAGUCUGGCUUAGAAGACUCAACAUUCAACUUCUUGGGUUAUAA
Fraxinus pennsylvanica is the source of this 1626-nucleotide messenger RNA. The record is from the annotation of a GenBank genome assembly. NCBI's taxonomy places the organism in Eukaryota, Viridiplantae, Streptophyta, Magnoliopsida, Lamiales, Oleaceae.